CGGAAACAGAACAAAGGUUCCUUGCUAUCUCAAAUCAAAAGAGAUAAAGUGAGAACGAGAAAAGAAAAAGAAAAAUAUGGCGAGGCAAAGGAGAUCAAAAAAAGAGCGAACCUUCAUUUCCUUCUAUUUCCUUGUCUGCCUAACUACACAAAGACAAUAACACCAACAUUGCCAACCAAAACAAAGCACAACCAUGCAAGCCUCUCUUUGCCACCGAACCACAAGCCUUAAUGUCAAGAACCAUCACUUCCAACAUCCCGUUCGCCAAGCAAUCCCUCGUGACUGCCAACUAGCGCUAAAUUUCUCUCCGUUGUUCGGCAAUGGCCUUCGAGCUAGGCCUGGCCGUACGAUAAUUAAUCCAGCAAUUCGGGCCCGCCUGACUCCUCCAGAUAACAACGUCAACAAGACGAAGGAAGAAUAUGAGAGAAGAGGCUUAGCAAAAUCGACGGUGGCAGCAGUGGUCUUCGUAUGCACUUUGGGCGUGAUGUGCACAAACUUGACGGCCAGAGCUCACUGGUGGCCCUCGCCUAUGUCUCCUCCACCAGUAACCCCAGACUCAGACGAUGCUGACGCUUCAGCUCCAGUAGAGAGAGUCACUGAAUCUCAGAAACGACCAGAAACCAGACAGGAGAAGUCAAUUGAAGUACUGCUGGAAAUAUUUGAUGGGAAACGCACCCAGAAGCCGGCACGAAUACCGAUGAAAUUGUUGGAUAUUUUACAGCAAGAACUCGUCAAAGAUGAGCAGGACAAGUUGAAGGAAGACCUCGAUCAGCUGAAGACAACUGAAAAAACAGAGCAAGCAACAAAUUCAUUACUCAGCAAAUGGAGAAAAAUGCAACAUCCCAGUGAUAAGUAUAAUUUAGGGCUGGUGCUGAUUGAUUUACUGUUUCAUCAGGGUGAUUACGCGGAAGCUGACGCUGUUUGCAAUGAGAUACAAAGUUAUGCCCCGCCUAGUGAUGUGCGACCACAAAUCCGCAGGGCUAUAAUAAACUUGAUGUUGUUAGUGGGGGUGACAGAAAAGGCUAAAAGAUUGAAAGCAGAGAUAUUAGUGCUUGAGUUAUUCAAGCUCAUACGAGGAAGUGAAAGCCAUGUUCCGCCAGAACCAAACGUGUAGAGAAGUAACAUUAUCUGAGAUGAAGCAGACGAGGGAUAUUUUCAUCUUAUGCUGGAAUAACUUUUUUAAAUUAAAUUCUGUGAGCUAGUCCCGUGUAUGUCUUUGAAUUCUUCACUGAAACUUUUAAGUAGUCGUAUGCCAAUGUUGACACUGAAUACCUGUAUCUCUAGUAGUUUCAUACAUUACAACUAGUGUUUUAGACCGUGCUAAGCACGGUCUUAUCGCAA
Molecule: messenger RNA, 1341 nt
Organism: Asparagus officinalis (garden asparagus)
Lineage: Eukaryota; Viridiplantae; Streptophyta; Magnoliopsida; Asparagales; Asparagaceae
Exons: 5
Coding region: 194-1114 (306 amino acids)
Source: RefSeq, a predicted model, not a curated record